Molecule: messenger RNA, 2787 nt
Organism: Girardinichthys multiradiatus
Lineage: Eukaryota; Metazoa; Chordata; Actinopteri; Cyprinodontiformes; Goodeidae
Exons: 6
Coding region: 455-1144 (229 amino acids)
Source: RefSeq, a predicted model, not a curated record
AUAAAGUGAAUAUGGCUACUAAUUAAGACUAAUUGACUAAUUUUUGUAUUUAAAACAAACUGAUAAUUGUCACAUAUUGCAUAAAUCACAAAAUUAAUGACGCUUCCUUCUUUGCAGAUGUUUUUUUUUGCUAUUUUUGUGCAUUUGACCACUUUUUCAGCUUUACCACAAGAGCAAGUAUGGAACAUCGUAUGCACUUCCUUUUGUGGAGGGUCUACAACUACAUUUUUCUUUUGUGAGAACAAAGGGUUUAUUUGGUUCUGAGGUUUUGACUGCUGCAGCUGAAGGAGUGCAAAGGGGCAUGUUUCUCCUCAGUACCGCUCAGUUCAUUGUAUCAGCAGAAGGUUAGUUGCUGCUGCGGUGGAUACAUGGAAACUUCAUUUGGCUCUGCUUCUGCAAAAGGAACAAACCAGGGGCAGUGUCUUUGUGGCUCGUCGUAGGUAGUGUAAUCAGUAUGUGUAGAUGCAAACUGUGGCUGGUUUUCCUUCUGUGGCUUACACUCUACUCCUACAACAUAGCAAACACUGGACAGCAGCUGGUAAAAACCAUCAGCAAAGAAGCAGAUUUCACUCCAGUUUGUGGCAACUACACGCUCAAUGUCACCAUAUUUGUGAUAUGUAAGAUCAGUGAAGAAAAGUGUAACCUAACCUACCACCGGAUUAAAGGCUUUAAGCAGGGAUGUGACUCCAGGUUCUCACUUAUACCAAUAAAUCAGACACUUUUUCUGCAGCUGAAUAAUUUAACACCAGAAAAUAGUGGAAACUACACCUGUCAGUGCACAGCACGUCAUGGAACAUUUAUUCUGCAGCUUAACAUCACUGUAGUAGAUGAUGAAGACACCAGUCAUUCUUCAGAGACAACUUUAAUCUCUUAUGUUGGAGUUUUUGUACUGAUCAUCAUUGUUCUGUUGGGAGUCAUUGCUGGAUUUAUCUACAGAACCAAAUGCUACAGAAGAAGACGACAUGAAGUGACCGUAACGACUCAUACAAACACGGUACUAUACACGAAAGUGGAGGACAUUGAGCCAGACGCAAUCUUCAAAGAGAAUGAGCUUUAUUUAACUUCCAUAAUACACACCAGCACAUCUACAAAUAAUCUGAUAGGCGUCGGGGUGGAUAAUCGAAGCUUAGGGAUACCUUUGUAGAAAUUUUUAUGCUUUGAUUUAUGUUUUACUAUUGACCAAAAAACUAUUGUCUACACUGUAACUUAUGCCUAAUCUUUGCCUAAAUUGUGGUGCAUUUUGGUUUAAAACGUUUUUCUAGAUAUCUUUAAAGUUUUCAGUUUUUAAGUAAAAGAUGACCAGAAUAAUUUCCUAUUUAAAACAAGUAUGAACUUUGUUCUUUUUCUCCACCACCGUUGUCUUCAACAGAUAUAAUGUUAUAUAAAGGGGGAGGGAGGUGUUGGGUGUUUUGGGUCUUUUGAACAUUGACCACUCACUCAUGCAGCAGCAAGUAUAAACGAAGUGUAAGGGUGACCAGCAGAUUCUUAACAUAUUCUUUCUUCCUGUAUGAACUUCCUGUUCUCAGCCACACAGACCGCAUGGCCUUCUCGUUUGCUAGCUGGUGUGAAACUAGGAGGUGCAACCCUUUCACACUUCAGCUGCAGUGUGCAAAAUAUUUGUUUAGCAAAGAUUACCCUGCAAACAACACUUGAGUAACCUUAGUGCAUUAAUGUGUUACCUUCAGGUCCCUUUUCUGACUAAUCAAACUUUAUUCCCCUGUUUUUUUCCUUGUAUAUGUUACCAUUAGGAAACUGACAAUAAGAAAAAGAUUUAGAUUAAAAUGUAUUUAUUUUUAUUUACCAUUUGGCUUUAUACCUGUACACUCAUGGUAUUAGGCUUUUUCCUUUAAAUGUCAUAAUUUAAACAUAUGUACUUCCCAAUAUGUAAAAGGAGACGUUCACUACAAUAGACUUCUCUAUAAUGUUUAAGCUAAGGUUCCUUUAUCUACUUUUGUUUCAUUUACGAAAUAUGAAGAUUUGUGUCUUAGACUCUACCUGCCCUUAAGGCUUUAGGCUUGACUUAAACUCGUGCUCUAAAGACUCUAGACUCAACUUGGACUUAAGUUCUGGGAAUCAAAUCUUUUGGACUGUAUGUGCCUUACAGAAUCAGGGGGAAAGUUGCCAGUAAGUGUAAAUCAUUUGAGUAAAUGAUUAAUGUUUUUCCAAUUUAAUUUACCGUAGUCUUUACAAAUUAUAGGUUCUCUUUCAUGUGUCUGGACAGUACAUGCUGGUUAAAGGAGUUAACAGCAGCUUCUAGAUUCCUCUGUAUUUAUUUAACGCUAUAACCAAGCAGCAUUUAAAUUUAGUAGGCUGCAGACCGCAGCUCUGACUGAGAUUUGCAUAUUUUCCUGGUAAUGGUGGUGUGCAUGUGAACAUACUGUGCCUCUGUCGAGCGCGACCAUGCAUUUGCAAUAGGUUUAACUUUAUUAUAGAUAUAACAGAGCAAUGCACAUUGUAAACCAUGGAGACAUAGUAUAAAUGUGUUUGAUUUAGCCCUAAAGUUACAAGUUAUUGUGUUUCAUAUUCACCUUUAAUAGUAGCUCUUGUACACCAAGCAACUUCCAGUGCUCUGUUAAAAAAAGAAAAAUAAUUCAAAGCAGCCCGAGCAAGUAAAUGUAAAAUUGAAUGUAUAAAACCAACUGUUUGUAUGCAAUUAUUACAAUUACAAUUAUAUACAAUUAUUAUUAUGUUUCAUUUAUGACUCUAUUGUUUGGUCAUUUUAGGGAUAAUAAAGCUGUAAUGCAAUAAUUGAUUUAAGAAGAAAUCAUUAAAUGUAGUUACAUCUUU